UGCUGUAGUGAGAAAUGUUGCAAUGGGUUUAUCUCACUCCGGUAGGACUGGAGCAUAGGGAGCGGUCCAAGACUUUACAAACAAUGGCUUUAAUCUCUUGAAACAACCGCAUCUCGGGUUACAUUUGUGUCAGGUGGAGUCUGAACGCAACUCGUUGGACUGGAAAAUGCUCACGGAUAGGAUUUUGGAGGAAGAGUUUGACAAGGAUGGAGAGCGCUGGUUCAACUCAAGGGACCUCGAACACGAUCUUCAUUUGGCAGCAGAGCUGGGUAAAACUCUCCUGGACCAGAAUCAUGAGCUGGAAGAGGCUUUGCAACAGAUGUACUCCACCAACCAGGAGCAGCUGCAAGAGAUAGAGUACCUGACCAAACAAGUGGACCUGUUGCGUCAGAUGAACGAUCAUCAUGCCAAAUUAUAUGAGCAGUUGGACAUGACAGCGCGAGAUCUGGAGCAGGGAAACCAAAGAUUAGUGCAGGACAACAGGCUGGCUCAGCAAAAGAUACAAAGUUUAACAGAGACCAUUGACAGUCUUCAGAGCCACAUGGAGGACCUGCAAGCCCAAGUGGAGGAGCUCAAAACAUCUCAGACCGAUCGAAACAGACGAGAAAGGGAGCAGAGACGUGCGCUGGGGGCACAGAGCGUGUCCUGCCUGAAAGAGUUGUAUGACCUUCAGGACAAUAGACAUAUUCACAAUGACCCCAUAGAGGGACUUUGGUCGCACCAAGUCUUUCACUCAAAACAAAAGCGGUGUCCAAAUCCCGAGGAGGAGCACAGAGAUCUGCAGCGCUGCAUACAGACCCUCCACGCUCAGAUGGCCAUAGAGAGGAGCUACAGAGAGGCAGCUGAACGUGAGAUUGAACUCACAGUCCAAGAAAACAGGAGCCUAGAGGAACGGCUGGCCCUUCUGGAUGGAUGCAGGGCGCGGAAACAAGAGCUGGAGGCUGAGGUGGAGCAGCUGAGGUGUCUGUGGCAGAAAGACUGUGUCAGCAAGAGGUUAGAGCAGCUGCUGUUGCCAGAAACAGUUUUCUUUUCUUCUGAGGAAAAGCCCAGCUCUGAGCAGAGUGAAACUCCGGAGAGUUCAAGUGAGCAGCACAAACAACUGAGCAGACCGAGGUGUAACAGUGACAGUGUCCUGAGAGCCACUGAUGAGCUCCGCCACAGCCACGAGCAGAUGUGUGUGCGGCGGGCGGAGGCGGUCACACAGAGAGGCAUGUCCCUGCUGCAUGAGGUCGACGCUCAGUACAGUGCUCUCCAGGCCAAAUAUGAAGAGCUCCUACUGCGCUGCAAGCAGGCGUCAGACAGACUUACCCAUAAGGCCGUGCAGACGUCCACCAGCCCUUCAGUAACGAGUCGCUCCUGGAGGCGACUGUGCGACCUGAGUGUGGUCUGUGAGGAGGACCAGCCUGAAUACAAGCUCCUGUUCAAAGAGCUGUUCACCUGCAUCCAGAAGACCAAACAAGACCUGUGUCACAACAGGGAGACCUCCAAAUGAGGCCACUGAAUCUUUCAAUUGUUUUGUUUCUACUGAUCAUGCGUCAGCAGCACUGUCACUGCCUGAGGAAAUGAGGCCAGUUUUAAUAAUUGUGGUAGUUUAUGAGAAUGUACGCAGUUGUAAUAGCAUUUAACUAUUCCUAAGGGAAGAUAUACAUCUAUUAAUCUAUUGAGUAUCUAAGUCAAAAUUGCUGUUAUAACUUUAAAUUUGUUUUUACAGAAUUUCAGUAGAAUACUGUAGUUGGCAUUUUGGGAAGUGGUUUAUGUAGAAAAGUAGAUGGACUGAAGUUAUGAAUUUGGGAGUCUUGUAUGUGGAAGAAUGAAAAGCUGUUGCCAAUUAUUCAGCGUCAGGCGUUGAGGAUAACAGUUGGUAUUUGUUGAGUUGUGUAAGUUCACAAUGGUCGGCUUAUGAGCAAGGCAUGGGCGUUAUGAAAGUGUAAGUAGGUGCAACCUCAAAAGUCGUAAGCAAUAAGUGCUAUGUAAUUCAGUGUAGUAAUUACUAUACUGUAUAGAGCUAUUUAUUUAUUUUUUAGAUUAAAUUUCUAUUUAUUGUAAUUUAUUAUUUCAUUAAUUAAAUCAUUGUUAGAAUUUCAAGCCUCAGGAAGGAAAAUAGUUAUCAGUAUAUUGACUGCUGAUUUAUAAAUCUACAUAACAGUAUUGUGAAUUAUUACUGAGCAUUAUGUAUUCAAUAUAUUCAUCAUGUUAGAAAAAGUAGAAAUCACAUAUCAGUGUUAUCUUGUUUCAGCAUUCACGCUACAACUAAUGACCAAAGCAACUUUCAAUAAAGAAUUCAGUGGAAUAAUUUA
Boleophthalmus pectinirostris (great blue-spotted mudskipper) is the source of this 2297-nucleotide messenger RNA. RefSeq names its product cerebellar degeneration-related protein 2a (gene cdr2a). NCBI's taxonomy places the organism in Eukaryota, Metazoa, Chordata, Actinopteri, Gobiiformes, Gobiidae. The coding region runs from base 167 to 1492 and encodes 441 amino acids. The record is from RefSeq and is a predicted model, not a curated record. The transcript is spliced from 7 exons.